Molecule: messenger RNA, 2310 nt
Organism: Exophiala bonariae
Lineage: Eukaryota; Fungi; Ascomycota; Eurotiomycetes; Chaetothyriales; Herpotrichiellaceae
Exons: 3
Coding region: 1-2310 (769 amino acids)
Biological process (GO): protein phosphorylation; chromosome segregation
Cellular component (GO): mitotic spindle pole body; nucleus; cytoplasm
Molecular function (GO): protein serine/threonine kinase activity; ATP binding
Source: RefSeq, a predicted model, not a curated record
AUGGCUCUCAUCCCUGCCGAACAGGAUAAGUAUGAGGUGAAGGAAGUCAUCGGUCGGGGUGCCUUUGGUAUCAUCCGAAAAGUUCGUCGGAAGCAAGAUGGCCAUAUCCUAUGUCGCAAGGAAAUCAACUAUGUCAAGAUGUCCCAGAAAGAACGAGAUCAAUUACAUUCCGAGUUUUCAAUCUUAUCAUCCCUCAACCAUCCAAACAUUGUGGGAUACUUCCAUCGAGAGCACCUCAAAAGCACUCAAGAGCUUUACCUGUACAUGGAAUAUUGUGGCGGAGGUGAUCUUGGAUGCGUGAUCAAGGAGCUCAAGAGGAAGAAUGAACUUGCCAAAGAAGAAUUUGUGUGGAGAAUAUUCAGCCAGCUUGUCACAGCAUUGUAUCGUUGUCACCAUGGCGUCGAUCCACCGGAACCUGGCAGUGACCACUCUCGACAGAAGGAAAUUCGACCUCCAACUGGGCAGAAAAUGAUUCUUCAUCGCGACCUGAAACCUGAGAACAUCUUCCUUGGUGAUGAUCAAUCAGUCAAGCUUGGUGAUUUUGGGCUAUCAAAGCUUAUGCAAUCACAUGAUUUUGCAUCUACAUAUGUUGGGACGCCUUUCUACAUGUCACCCGAGAUCUGUGCAGCUGAGAAGUACACACUACAUUCCGAUAUCUGGUCAUUGGGAUGUAUCAUGUAUGAACUCUGUACAAAGGAACCACCUUUCAACGCCAAUUCCCACCUGCAACUUGUUCAGCGUAUUCGGAAGGGUGUCUUUGACCCUAUACCAGGCGUGUACUCCAAAGAUCUUGCCAAUGUCAUUGCCAGCUGCCUCAAGACAAACCCCAUGCAUCGACCGGAUACAACUUCACUAUUGAGUGUCCCGUAUAUCUGGUUUGCCCGCCGCCAGCAAGAAAUGGUCAGCAUUGGUAAAACCCUGAGGACGCGAGAAGAGAUUGCAGAGCAAAAGCUGAAGCAGGCGGAGGAGAGGCUUUCUGCUCUGGAAACCGACAAAGCCGCCAUGAAAGUGGAGUUAGACGCCCGACUACGCCGGGAAUGGGAGUUGAAGGCGAGACUUGAAAUUGAUCGACAAGUACAGAUCGAGCUUGAGAGAUUACGAAAAACUUUUGACAACGAAGUCGAGGUUCGUGUUACAGCCAUGCUCCUGGACCGCGAGAGAUCCUCAGAGUUACGGGCCUUGAGAGAAAUCCGUAACCAAUCGAAGGUGCAGAACAAGGAGAAUCUCAACCCCAGUUCAUCAGUCAACACUUCCGGAGAAGAAGACUUCCCUUCAGUGACUGAUUUGACCGAUCUGUCUGAACUCUCCUUGGACUCGCCCGUUCUGUCGACAACCGCAGCCAUCCCGCCGAAGAAGGCGAAGACACCAUUUGCGCGAUCGAAAACCACCUUUGAUUCUCCUGCUGAUGUCCCUAUGGGCGAACCUUCACCAAUGUCCAUAUCUUCAUUAGCACUUUCACCUCGACGGACUGCUGCAGCUCAAGUUACCGCUAAUUCUACGGUGACCGCUCUUGGGGCGAAGAAUAUAUUCGCACAUGCAGCCCGUCAGAAAGCGAAAUGGGAGCCUCAACUUGCAUAUACGACAGAUGCAGAGGAAAAUUUGGAUUUCGGGGAAGACUCUGAGGAUGACGAUGAUUUCCCAGACCUGCCUAGCCCUACGAGGCCAAAAACGAACCUUGUCAACACUGACCCUUUCAAAAAUCCACCACCGGUCAGCUUGAGAGGCAGACCAGCUUUGAUGAGACAAAACACCACCGCCACGAUGCAGAAGUUGACCACAAAACCCACCAUAUUUCCUUCCAGUAGUACUGCUACGCAAGUACGAGCCGGCAUUGCAUCAUCGAACGUUGGUAAUGUUAUCCGAGGCAUCCCUCGAGCCACAUUUGAUGGCGAAAUCAAAUCCAUCACAACAAAGACAACCAGUCCAAGCCGACGUCUUAGUAAGAUACCCAGUCGAAACGAUCUUCGAGAACAAGCGAGCGGCAACGGCAGUGACGGGAGCACUAGCCCAGUGAGACGAUCAGCAACUACAACUGGAUUGACCAGCAAACUAGCAGCUGGAAGAGAGCCUGUUGCCGUUGGCGGCUUGGGAGGGCGUACUCUGGUUGAAUUAGCUCAAGCGCGAGCUGGCGGGCGCGACUCCAAUGAGCGUGCUCUCAACAAUGGUAUGAGAUCCAAGGCCGUUACCGACUUCCAUGAUCGAGUCAAAGAGUUGCCACCUGUGCCCAUUUGGGAUCCAGAGACGGCUGGAGACGACAUGCCGAGUCCGUUCUUGAAACGAGAUGUGAAAGCCAUCCGUAUGAUGCGGUGA